AUGGCCGCUCUUGGUCACGGCAUAUUAACAGUGAAUUGGGUUUCUGUGGCGGAUUUUCAGUUGCAUAUUCGUUUAUGUCGAGCGAUAAGAGCAACAAUAUUGAUGAACCAAAAGUGCAAAGUAUGCGGUGAGCCGGCGGCCGGAUUCCAUUUUGGAGCAUUUACUUGUGAAGGAUGCAAGUCAUUCUUCGGCCGGUCAUACAACAACCUGAACUCCAUCACAGAGUGCAAGAACAACGGCGAGUGCGUCAUCAACAAAAAGAACAGAACAGCAUGCAAGGCGUGUCGACUCCGCAAGUGCCUUAUGGUUGGCAUGUCUAAGUCCGGCUCCAGAUACGGCCGCCGUUCUAACUGGUUCAAGAUUCACUGCCUCCUUCAGGAACAGCAGCAAGCUGCUCAGUCCCACUCACCUCCAAGGGUACCAACGUCCCAGCACCAUAUGGCACCUCCAUUUCCCCCGCAUCUCUUUCCCGGCCUUGCAAGGCCCAGAACAAAAGAAGAACUGGCUCUACUUGGUCUUGACGACUACAAACCACCUUGUUCCGCUUCUCCAGAUUCCCACAAAAGUGGCUCAUCGCCAAAAUUAGAUGAGAAAUCUAGACUUACACAGUCCAGACCGCCAGACAGACCGCUGACACCUCCUCGAGAUGCUUUUGUUCCAAUGCCACUAGCCAACCUUUCCUUGCCCCAUUUUCACCAUUCGCCUUUCUUACCACCGCCCCCGUUCAGCCCAUUCGCCCCGAACCACCCGCUAUUGUUUCCACCUGGCUUUCACCCAUUAUAUUCGAGACAUCUUCUUGACCACGCUGCAUUAAGGCAAAUGGCUGAAAACAACAAUGACGUCAGAAUUGAUGAUCACAACGCGGAUUCAUCAAAGCGUUUCUUCCUUGAUGAGAUUUUAAAACAGCAACGAUCUGCGCAACCUGCCGCCCAAGAGGACGUAAUCUCUGAAACAGACUUUGUUCCAACACCACCCGCUGAGAGAAGAACUUCAGAAUCACCACUGCAGGAGAAUCCAAUGGACUUAUCAGUGAAGUCUGAUGGUCGGUCAAGUUCAGCACGGCGGAGGUCUGACGAUAGCGAGGUUAUAGUACCAGAUAACGAAGACGGAGACUCAGCCAGUGGGGUGGGGUCGGUGAGCGAGGAGGAAGACGUGUCAUACUCACAAAUAAAGAGGAUCAAACUGCACCCUCUAGACCUUACCACCAAAGUGUGA
Messenger RNA from Arctia plantaginis, 1215 nucleotides. Lineage: Eukaryota; Metazoa; Arthropoda; Insecta; Lepidoptera; Erebidae. The record is from the annotation of a GenBank genome assembly.